Labeo rohita (rohu) is the source of this 2088-nucleotide messenger RNA. RefSeq names its product ATP-binding cassette, sub-family E (OABP), member 1 (gene abce1). NCBI's taxonomy places the organism in Eukaryota, Metazoa, Chordata, Actinopteri, Cypriniformes, Cyprinidae. Gene Ontology annotation, molecular function: ribosomal small subunit binding; ATP binding; ATP hydrolysis activity. The coding region runs from base 214 to 2013 and encodes 599 amino acids. The transcript has 18 exons. Gene Ontology annotation, biological process: translational initiation; translational termination; ribosomal subunit export from nucleus. The record is from RefSeq and is a predicted model, not a curated record.
CCUUUUGCGUCACACGCUCUGGCGCCAUCUUUGCUACCGGUGCUGUCUCGUGCGCGCCGGAGCAACACGCGCCGUUUGUCUCUUCACACAGAAAGAAGAUAUUCUCCGUUUAUUAACGCGUUAUACCGCGCUGUUCCUUUUUGAGGAGUGAGGUUUAGACCUCCUCUGUUCUUGUAGAUCUGCGUCGCCGGUGUGCGACAUCAAACCAGCCAAAUGGCCGACAAGAACACCAGAAUCGCUAUCGUGAACCACGACAAGUGUAAGCCCAAGAAAUGCCGUCAGGAGUGCAAGAAGAGCUGCCCGGUGGUGCGCAUGGGUAAGCUGUGUAUCGAGGUCACACCUCAGAGUAAAAUCGUCUGGAUCUCAGAGUCUCUCUGCAUCGGAUGUGGAAUCUGUAUCAAGAAAUGUCCAUUUGGUGCUCUGUCAAUCGUGAACCUGCCAAGCAACCUGGAGAAGGAAACCACACACAGAUACUGUGCCAAUUCCUUCAAACUGCACAGGUUGCCCAUCCCUCGUCCAGGUGAGGUGCUGGGGCUUGUGGGUACCAACGGUAUCGGAAAAUCCACUGCUCUGAAAAUCCUAGCGGGAAAACAGAAACCAAACCUGGGGAGAUUCGACGCUCCUCCUGACUGGCAGGAGAUUCUGGCUUAUUUCCGUGGUUCCGAGCUGCAGAACUACUUCACCAAGAUCCUGGAAGACGACCUGAAGGCUAUCGUUAAACCGCAGUAUGUCGAUCAGAUCCCCAAAACUGUUAAGGGGUCAGUAGGCGCCAUCUUGAGCAGGAAGGAUGACACCAAGACAGAGGAGCUGGUGUGUGAACAGCUGGAUCUGUUGCACCUGCGUGAGCGUAAUGUUGAGGAUCUGUCAGGAGGAGAGCUGCAGAGAUUCGCCUGCGCAGUCGUGUGCAUUCAGAGAGCAGAUAUUUUCAUGUUCGACGAGCCGUCCAGUUAUCUCGAUGUGAAACAAAGGCUGAGAGCUGCCAUCACCAUCCGCUCCCUCAUCUCUCCAGACAGGUACAUCAUUGUGGUGGAGCACGACUUGAGUGUAUUGGAUUACCUGUCAGACUUCAUCUGCUGUCUGUACGGCGUUCCCAGCGCUUACGGUGUGGUGACCAUGCCCUUCAGCGUCCGAGAAGGAAUUAAUAUUUUCCUGGACGGCUACGUGCCGACGGAGAACCUGCGUUUCAGGGAGACGUCUCUGGUGUUUAAAGUGGCAGAGACGGCCACUGAGGAGGAAGUGAAGAAACUGUGCCGCUAUCAGUACCCUAACAUGAAGAAGAGCAUGGGCGAGUUCACGCUCAGCAUCACGGAAGGAGAGUUCACCGACUCGGAGAUCAUGGUCAUGCUGGGAGAGAACGGAACUGGGAAAACCACAUUCAUCAGAAUGCUUGCAGGAGGUCUCAAACCAGAUGGAGGAGGUGAGGUGCCCAUCCUGAACGUGAGCUACAAACCACAGAAGAUCAGCCCCAAAUUUAAAGGCAGCGUUCGAGCCCUGCUGCAUGAGAAGAUCAGAGACGCGUACACACACCCUCAGUUCGUCACUGACGUUAUGAAGCCCAUGCAGAUUGAAAGCAUUAUCGACCAGGACGUCCAGAAUCUGUCUGGUGGUGAGCUGCAGCGUGUGGCUUUGGCUCUGUGUUUAGGAAAACCUGCGGAUGUGUAUCUGAUCGACGAGCCGUCGGCCUAUCUGGACUCUGAGCAGCGUCUAAUGGCUGCCAGGGUCAUCAAACGAUUCAUCCUUCACGCAAAGAAGACGGCAUUUGUGGUGGAGCACGACUUCAUCAUGGCUACUUAUCUGGCAGACCGAGUCAUCGUCUUUGACGGAAUUCCAUCCAGAAACACUAACGCCAAUGCUCCACAGACUCUGCUGGCUGGCAUGAAUAAGUUUUUAGCGCAGCUGGAGAUCACGUUCAGAAGAGACCCAAACAACUUCAGACCAAGAAUUAACAAACUCAAUUCCAUUAAGGAUGUGGAACAAAAGAAGAGUGGAAACUACUUCUUCCUGGAUGACUGAAAAUGCCAUUUCACAGAAUUCCAGAAAUUUAGCCGCUCAAUAUGACAUCGGACCAGCGAACGCUGGCACUGCGGA